Molecule: messenger RNA, 876 nt
Organism: Naegleria fowleri
Lineage: Eukaryota; Heterolobosea; Eutetramitea; Acrasida; Naegleriidae
Exons: 2
Coding region: 1-876 (291 amino acids)
Source: RefSeq, a predicted model, not a curated record
AUGCUCCACAAGACGGUUGAUGAUCCGAAUAAUACAUCCUUUUCAUCAUCAACGAGAGAAAAUGCUUCCUCAUCAUCGUAUCCGAAUAGACAAGCAGAGAUUGAAUCACUCAAAUCACCAUUUAGUACAAAACCCGUAACAUUGGAAGAGGUGGAGAAAGAGGUUUUAGCACAGGGUGUAUUUGAUAAUUGGUGCGACCGUUUGUUUGCAGAGUUUGAUAAAUCGGGAUUGAAACAAGACCUCUUAAAAGAUGUUUCCUCUCUUCUCGAACAAAUUCUCAAUACUAAUCAAAGUUCCAGAGAAAUACCCUCUGUUCAAGAAUUACUUUCUCAAAUUGAUCGAAACGAAGAUAUUCAACGAAAAUUAAAAUGUUGGAUACACAGAAAUUUAUAUCCACAUCUCAGAAAUGCACCAAACAACAGACGUGAUAUUAUUCCAGAAAUUGCAACAGAAAUUGAGAACACUAUUGAUGACACAAUUCGAGAACUACAAGAUAGUGCCUUUACACAAACUGAGAAAAAGAUAAAGAGCUUAGAAAGGACAGAAAGAUUGGAGCAAAAAGCUUCGACUUAUAAACACCUUACAGAGGAAUUAACAAAAGUAGAUGAAAAAGUUUUGGAUGAAGAACAACUAAGUGGACUAGUUCAUGCUAAGCUGAAGAGAAAAGAAAAGUCAUCUAAGGAUGUGUGGGACGAUGAAGAGGUAGAACUUUCUGUAGAGCACACCAAAUUCAUUACACAUGAUUCUAAUGUGAACGAGGAAUUAUUUCCAAUGAAGAAACGAAAAUAUACCAACCUCAAUACUUCAAGUAAUACAAUCACGGCUUCCUCUGUUGCUCCAACAACAAACACUGACUCUGAAAGUAAGAAAGAAUAA